Messenger RNA from Gambusia affinis (western mosquitofish), 5640 nucleotides. RefSeq names its product SHOC2 leucine rich repeat scaffold protein (gene shoc2). The record is from RefSeq and is a predicted model, not a curated record. Bases 487 to 2235 code for a protein of 582 amino acids. The transcript has 9 exons. Lineage: Eukaryota; Metazoa; Chordata; Actinopteri; Cyprinodontiformes; Poeciliidae. Gene Ontology annotation, molecular function: protein binding.
CGUAAGGAUGACGCAGUUCUGUGAUCGGGGGAGGAGGGAGGGGAGCUGAGCAGCAGUGUAGGAAAAGAGGAGGAAGCAGCUAGGAUGGCGGAGUCACACCUCUGAAGUAUUUUUCGGAGGGAUUAAACAAUCGUCGGUGCGUCCUGCAACCUGAAGCAACUUCAAACUAAGGAACCCGGGAUUGUGUGGAGUUUAAAGACUCAAGCAUGUGUCCCGUGGAUGCCACAGGUCACUUGCUUCACAGGCUAAUUUCUCCCAUUCCACUUUAGCAAAGGAACAUCUAAAAGGCAGAAAAAAACACACAACAACUUUGGGUCUGGAGGCCGUUAUUCUGAGGGUAAUUGUAAAUGCGUCGGCCUACAUGGGGAUGUUUACUUCGAGAGCUACCUUGACUGUGUGCGUCCCUUUGUUUCUUAAUAAGUAACCUAGCAAGAGAGAGAGAGAGAGUCCCAUGCACAUCUCUGCUGGGGUGCUGAUAGCGUCAACAUGAGUAGUACUUUAGGCAAAGACAAAGAUUCAAAAGAAAAGGACCCCAAAGGCGGUCCGGCUGGUAAAGAAAGGGAAAAAGAGGCCAAGACUUUAUCCAGCUUAGUCAAAGAUGGUGGAAAAGAAACAAAGACCAAAGGGAAAGACGCCAAAGAAGGAAAGAAGGACACGAGCAGCUCGACGCCGGGUGUUGCCUUCUCUGUUGACAACACGAUAAAGCGGCCAAACCCAGCACAAGGUACACGCAAGAAAUCCAGCAACGCGGAGGUCAUCAAGGAGCUCAAUAAAUGUCGGGAGGAGAACUCUACGAGACUGGACCUGUCCAAGCGGUCCAUUCACAUGCUGCCCACUGCUAUUAAGGAGUUGACUCAGUUGACAGAACUCUAUUUAUACAGCAACAAGCUGCAGAGCCUACCGGCGGAGCUGGGCUGUCUGUCGGAGCUGGUCACUUUAGCCCUCAGCGAGAACUCCCUGACCAGUCUGCCCGACUCCCUGGACUCGCUGAAGAUGCUCCGGAUGCUCGACCUCCGGCACAACAAGCUCCGAGAGAUACCGCCCGUCGUCUACCGGCUGACGUCUUUGACCACGCUGUACCUGCGCUUCAACCGCAUCACCACGGUGGAGAAGGACAUCCGCAACCUGUCCAAGCUCACCAUGCUGAGCAUCCGGGAGAACAAGAUUAAACAGCUACCAGCAGAAAUAGGGGAGCUCUGCAACCUCAUAACUCUGGAUGUUGCCCAUAAUCAGUUGGAACAUCUACCGAAGGAGAUUGGAAAUUGCACACAAAUAACCAACCUUGACCUGCAGCACAACGAGCUCUUGGACCUCCCAGAGACUAUAGGCAAUUUGGCAAGCAUAAAUCGUUUAGGACUGCGAUAUAACCGAUUGUCAGCCAUCCCCAAGUCGUUAGCCAAAUGUCGAGAGCUGGAGGAGCUUAACCUCGAAAACAACAACAUUUCAGUAUUGCCAGAGGGCCUGCUGUCGAGUUUGCUAAAUUUGACGAGUCUCACACUGGCGAGGAACUGCUUCCAGUCGUACCCUGUGGGCGGACCCUCCCAGUUCUCCACCAUUUACACCCUCAACAUGGAGCACAACCGUAUCAACAAGAUCCCAUUCGGUAUCUUCUCCAGGGCCAAAGUGUUGAGCAAGCUUAACAUGAAGGACAACCAGCUAACGGCGCUGCCGUUGGAUUUCGGUACAUGGACUAGCAUGGUUGAACUUAACCUCGCCACUAAUCAGCUGAAUAAAAUCCCAGAAGACAUCUGUGGGCUUAUGUCUCUAGAGGUAUUAAUACUUUCCAAUAAUCUUCUGAAGAAGCUACCGCACGGUAUUGGAAGUUUGAGAAAGUUACGAGAACUUGACUUGGAGGAAAACAAGCUAGAGUGUCUACCGCAUGAAAUCGCUUACCUUAAAGAUUUACAGAAAUUGGUGUUGACUAAUAAUCAGCUGACUACGCUACCAAGAGGCAUCGGUCACCUCACCAACCUGACUCACCUUGGUUUGGGAGAGAACCUGCUGCAACACCUUCCUGAGGAGAUCGGCACACUGGAGAAUCUGGAGGAACUGUACCUCAACGACAACCCCCACCUGCACAGCCUCCCGUUUGAGCUGGCUCUCUGCAGCAAGCUGUCCAUCAUGAGCAUCGAGAACUGUCCCCUCACCCACCUGCCGGCCCAGAUCGUUGCAGGAGGCCCUUCUUUCAUCAUCCAGUUCCUAAAGAUGCAGGGACCAUACCGUGCCAUGGUCUGAGCCAAGAGCAGCUCCAAAACGCUUCGGCUUUACUCCGCACCCCUUCCCCUGCCUGCCCUCCCAUUACGUGUAUCAUACACUGUAAAGAGAAACAAACUCGCUACAAUCAGUGUUGGGGGCGAGGGGGUAGAGGGGUGAGUGAAGGGCGCACAUUAACAAUGGGGGAGGGAGGCGCUCAAGGAUCGCAUUUUGUUCUCAGUCCUCUGGCAGAAAUGGAAGCGAAACUUUUGGAGACUUUUGUGUUCCUCCGGAGUCGGUCCCGGUCAUUUACGACGCCCUCUGUUCCCCUCAGCCACCAAAAACCCACUCAACUUUUCAUUCCGAAUUAUGAAACCAGAAAAUUCCCCCUCUCCUCAACGUGUUUUGCCAAAACUGAAGGUAUAUAAAGUUUAAUAUAUCGAGUGACUGUGAGCUCUGAGGCAAGUCCUUCCGCUUUUUAAAUCAUAAUCCCCAUUGCCAAUAUAUUUACAGUAAUUACAGCAUCUAAUAUGUGAGCAAGGUUACAAUUGUAUGCAAAAACACAAAAAGCAAGUCUUUGGAACGUCUCAUUUACUGCUGCUGCUGUAAUUUUAAACUCUGUCAUUUUAUGCUUUUUUUUUUGUUUUUUUGUUUUUUUACAUAAUCUUUCCUGGUCAUAAUUUAUGUUAAUUGUUUCUUGACCCAAAAGAACAAAGAUCUGUUUUUAUUUUCUGUUUGUUUUAAAAACUGUGCCUAUGUUUAGAGUGAUCCGGUGGCUCAUUUCUAAACACGAUUCUCCAUGACAUACAAAGACAUAAAUUAUUUCAAUAGUGUUUUUAUUACUACUGUUUUUAUUUUCUUUUUUUUUCUUUGUUUAUGGGUUAUUGUUUUGUUUUUUUUUAAGUGUACCUGUUGCAUCAUUCUGUCAUGCAAGCGAUAUCAGUUGUAAAAUAUGAAGAUCGUUUUUAACAAAUAGCAGCAGUAGGUGUUCAGCAUUGAGCUAGUCUUUGUAUACAUAUGAUAAAUGCCAAUUCUACAUGUCUGCAGAGAGGGUGGGGCCAUGGGGGGCAUCAUGGGACUUUUUCUUGCACCCCCACCCCAACGAGGAGCAUCGGAGGCAGCUCCUGCUAGGUAUUGGGAGGGAGGAGAGGGUUGAGGGGUCAUGAAAUAUAAAUAGGUGUUGGGGAUAAAUAAUAGAUGUUUUAUACAUUUAUACAAUUUCUGGUUGUUGCCUUGGGUGAAAUUUUUAGUUCAUGUUUACUUGUUUGAUAUCUCCAGUGUUGAACUUAAUGGCCGUCAUCCAGUUGAUCAUCGACCAACAUAUCAAGCGUUAUUAAAAAUACAUUUUCUGAGUCUCUGGAGCAACUUGGCGAGUGUCGGAGCUUCACAACAAUUUGAUAAUAAAACAUCGACAGGUAAAUUCCUCCGUGACACUUUUUUUUCCGCCUCUCUAAAACUUUUCUCUUUUUGUUUAACAGGGUGUCAUAAUCUUAAACACACAACUGAAACUACUCCCUUGACUUGUAUCCAUUUCUGAUUAUUUAAAGAUAUAUCAUUUGUGCCACACUGUCCCAGCAAUGCUGCUGCUGCUUUCAUGCACUUUUUUUUGUUUUGUUUUUUUAAGAUAUUGGCAUCCUUUGUAUUGAAGCGGGCACACAAAAAGACCCUCUCUCUAACCUUGGGGCCAUUCUCUUCUCUUAUUUUUUUUUUUUUUACGGUUUAUCAUGUAAAUUUAUAUCAAUCGAAUAUAAAUGUUGAGUUUGGCAGUCUCAGAAUUUACAAGUAACUUUGGUGAAAUUUAACCCUGUCGAUUUUAUUAAAGAAGCUUUCUUUUGUCUUGGGCUGUAAAAAUAUAUUUUUUAAAUUCCAUAUCCUGCUUUCUACUUUGCUUGAAAAAUGGCUUCUUUUAGUUGAAAGGGGCGUUGUGUUAAUUUUUAAAUAAAUUUUGAUUAAGUGUUUUUUUUUUCUAAACGAUUAAAUGUAUAUUAAGUUAGUUUUUUUUUGUUGGUUUUUUUCUUUCUUCAACUGACUGUACAUUAAAAAAAAACAUCCCUACAAAAGGUCAUUAUUUGGAUACGUUUUUCCUCCCCGGUUUAUCGAGUCGUAAUUCGAUUUUUCGUGUUGGGAGGUUCGGGUCCACUUUCCUAGAGCUCCUCGACAGGGGUUGCGUCAAAUCAUUGGAAAGGAAAGAAAAAACAACGAGACGCUGCUUCUAAUUUACCAGCAGAACCUGUUGCUGCUCUUCAUUGACUCAAACAUACACGGAUCAGGCUGGCGGAGGAAACGGGACAAAACAUCCGAUACCGAGGAACCGGCUGCUUUGAAUUGUUCUUUUCUUUCUUUUUUUUUGGUCAACGUCGGGCCUCGGUGGGUUAAACAGAUCAAAUUGUUCGGACAUGAAGCAACACAACAAAAGGUGCAUAUUUGAGCUCAAACGCAGUUCUAGUACAAGACUGUCGAGGAAAAACAAAAAAAAAAGACAGAACCGUUGUAAAAAGGGCUUUCUGUGUUCACGCUCAACAACACCAGAGGCAUUGCAUUCCUGGGGUUUAUAUAAAAGCUUUGGGAGUUUCUUCUCUCUUUGUGUGUAUUUUACUUUACGCUGUGUGUGGGGCGGGGAGGGGAAGAUGCCUUCAAGUACUCAACAGUGAGAUGUGCAUUAGGUAUGCAGCGCGACUGCUGCGACCCGUUUUUACAUUCUCUUUAUCUUUUCACCUUUCUUUUGUUAUUUUUUCCGUGUCACGUCGCAACACGUCUGCGUACGAAGACCCGGGACGGCUGGAGAGGAGUCGGAUCGAUCGAGUUAUUUGUCCGCAGUUCACCGGUCCGUCCAAAAUGAGCUGAGUGUAUGUUUUCCUUUUCCUACAGAAUCGGUCAUUUUGCUCAUUCUGCUUUGCUUCUGGUUCCUGCACCGUGCAACUUCGCGAUUCCUCGCCUGGUUCCUUUGUACAGGCAACAACGCAUGUGGGAACACACCUGACAUGGUCCGUCCGUCUGUCCGGUUACAAUCAGGCCUUGUUGCUUAGAGAACUUUUCUGGCUAUUUGGUGUUACCUGCAAAUGCUCCCUUUUUGUAUAUCGCAAAGGGUCUUGAAGCAUUGUGUGCCAAUGCUUUUCCUACUUAAUCUACAUUGACGAGCAGCCUUAAUGGUCUUUUUUAUGCGUUUGGCUAAUUCUCGUGUCUAUGGCCACUGACUGUACUUGAUGACAAGCAACUGGUCGUUACAAUGUAAAUUUGAUUCUAGUUUUCCUCUGUCUUAUCUUUUUGUUGUUUUUCUUUUACUCUGUACAGUAAUCUGUAGACUCGGUAUUACAAAAUCUGUUAUGUGAAGAGUUUUAUAAGAAGACAAAGACUGCAUUGGAAGAUAAUGCCAAUAUGCUCCGAGGUGGAUGUGCAUUAAGCUUAUGUUUCACGCGUCUGUGGCAUUAAAGGGGAAUUCCACCAAAA